Messenger RNA from Pseudozyma hubeiensis SY62, 252 nucleotides. RefSeq lists its product as hypothetical. Lineage: Eukaryota; Fungi; Basidiomycota; Ustilaginomycetes; Ustilaginales; Ustilaginaceae. The record is from RefSeq and is a predicted model, not a curated record. The coding region runs from base 1 to 252 and encodes 83 amino acids. The transcript is spliced from 2 exons.
AUGAGCCGGCGGCAUCAGAGUCAAGUUCGGGGCGAUGAGGCGGUGUCGGUGUCAAACCAAGCAAGCAAAACAAGCAGCUCCAGCGCCGACCCUCGGCAGCUGAGCAGCGUGGUCUCGCUUAUUUGGAAGCGUAAUGCACAGAUUGGCAACGAAGCGCUGCGUUGUCAAUUGCCUCGAAUGUGUACAUCCAGCACAAUCAGCGCUGGACACGGUGCUGCAGAUGGCUCCAUUGCGGGACGCAGUGUGGACUAG